GCUGUUCGGCGCUGUGGAGCUUUUUAAAUAAAGUUAUUUAAAUUGAAACAAAAUGGCAGCGCCCUGUGUGUCUCUCAUGCAGCUGGGCUGAAGCUGUAAAGAAGACGAGGAGAAAUGCGUUAUCUGCUUUAACCACAGAUCACAAAGGUGCUCUAUCUGAUUGAGAUCUGGUGAUUGUGGAGGUUAGGUACAGUGAACUCAUCUGAUUGCCUUCACUACCAGUCAGUGUCGGUUGUUUUAUGCUUCAAACAGUCAUGGCAGCUCCCGGAAAGCCGACUAAAAAGGAAAUCAAAAAGCAGACUCCAGCCAAGACCUCCUUCACCUCACCCUUUGCCUCAAAAUGGAGCCCGCUCCCCCAAGAGGACAUGCACUUCAUCCUGAAAACUCUUAAGGACAAGUUGAUCUCCAUGGGUCUGGAAAAAAAAGAAGUGAAAGGGUUUCGCAUAUGGAGGAAAAAGAAAGGCAAAAAACCUGAUGUCGCACCGGAACCUGUUCCCCAGGAGAGCGAUUCCUCCAAAAACGGCUGGACAGAUGUGGCAGCCAGACGGCAGCUGGCCAUCGGCAUCAACGAGGUGACCAAGGCUCUGGAGAGAAACGAACUCAGACUGCUGCUCGUGUGCAAGUCUGUCAAACCGAAACACAUGACCAAUCACCUGAUCGCUCUGAGCGCCACCAGAGGAGUGCCGGCCUGCCAGGUGCCUCGCCUGAGCCAGAGCGUGUCGGAGCCGCUGGGGCUGAAAAGCGUGCUCGCCCUGGGGUUCAGACGGUGCUCCUCCAGUGACAAUGGGGUGUUUACCGACACUGUCGAUGCCAUUAAGCCCAGAGUGCCUUCACUGGACAUGGCAUGGCUGCAAGGUGCUAAACCUGAAGAACCUGUUGCCAUGGAGGAGGAGGAAGGUGGUGAAAGAAGGGGACAAAAAAGGAAACUGGAAAGUGAAUAUGAGGGGGUGUCAGAGUCUCCCUCCUCCUGCACUCUGCAGCCGCUCCAGGUGAAGAGAAUCGUUGCUAACCCUGCAAAGAAGAAGAAAGGGAAGCCGAAGAAAUAGCUGUAAAGUGAAAGAGAAACUUUAAGGACUGUUUGUUUAGCUCAGGAGUUUCCAGUGUUGUUUAUUUUUGGGUUUUUGAACAGUGCUUGCAGCCUCAGUCUGGACAUAACUUAUGUGAUUAGUUUAUAUAAAGAAUUUCUGGAAGCUUAAAGAGAAAAAAAGGUUUUUGGGAACAAGGUUUAGACUUUUCUGCCAAGUAUUUUUAUCUGGGGAAGCCUCAGACCUUCAGGUUUGCAUUCAUUGUUUCAGCAGAUUAGUAGCAUUGCAUAUGGUUUCAUGCAUAUUCAUACAAUUGAAUAUGAUCUGACUGAAGUUUGAAUUUCAUUUUGUCCACAAUUAAAGCCGGUCUGCACACAUUGUUUUUUAUAAAGGCAAUUAAGUUUUUCCCGGUAUUUUGAUAGUGCUGUUUGUUUUAAAUGGAGCUUGUAAUAUUUUACCCUCGAAUGAAAUAUAUUUCCUCUAUAUAAUACAGAGGACUGCCAUUAGACCACCAACAUCUUGGAGCUGUUGUGCUGGAUUGCUCAGGUACUAAGUAGAAAGUAGUAGUCUAUUUAUGUUGAAAUGUAAGCAGAAUUUUAGACCUCAGGUAGGCACAAAUGAACCAACUUAAUGAUCAUUUUCCAAUUUUAAUUUGCUGUAAAUAUCUAUAGAUGGACAAAGGUACUGGGAGAUUACAUCACUUGGUUGAAUUGGGAAUGUCUUGAUCCCCUCCUGGGAGAGGGAGGUCUGAGUUCCUCUGCUUAGACUGCUGGUCCCGUGACCCGGAUAAGCAGAAGAUCGAUGGCUGGAAGGGAAAGAUUAAGAUCAAUAGAAAGAUCCUUUAUUAAUCCUUUGCAGGAAAUGACAUUGCCUCUGCAGACACAGACAUAACACCACACAUCCCAAACAAAAUAUCAGCUCCAUUAC
This is a messenger RNA of Oreochromis niloticus (Nile tilapia), 1952 nucleotides long. RefSeq names its product ribonuclease P/MRP 38 subunit (gene rpp38). Bases 240 to 1046 code for a protein of 268 amino acids. NCBI's taxonomy places the organism in Eukaryota, Metazoa, Chordata, Actinopteri, Cichliformes, Cichlidae. Gene Ontology annotation, molecular function: ribonuclease P activity; ribonuclease P RNA binding. Gene Ontology annotation, cellular component: fibrillar center; ribonuclease MRP complex; nucleolar ribonuclease P complex. The record is from RefSeq and is a predicted model, not a curated record. Gene Ontology annotation, biological process: tRNA 5'-leader removal. The transcript has 3 exons.